GUUUGCAAAUUGCAAUUGCCCUCGAAACAAGUCUCAUCUCACGGCUUCUGCACUCUCGACCUCCCCUCCUUUGGCUUCCGUCCAUAUAAUCCCCAACCGCAUCUCUCUCUCUCUCUCUCUCUCUCUCUCUCUCUCUCUCACUGUAGCUCUGAACAAUCCUCACAUCGCGAUCAUCAUACUCUUAAUCCCAAUUUUUGAUGGAUUUUGAGGUUGAUGAUGAUGAUGUCAAUGGUGAGGUACUACUAAACUCCACAGAGCUUGAGAUAGAAAGCCGAAAAGGCGAUGAAGAUGACAAUGACAAUGACAAUGACAUGGUAGGAUGUUCCCUUGAAGGUGUAUUAUUUCACAACAACCAUGACAUAAAAAUCGAUCAAGAUGAGCCCGAAAGAGGCAUAAUCCCACUAGAUGGGUCCCACAAUGUUAACAUUGAAGAACCAUAUAUUGGUCAAGAGUUUGAAUCUGAAGCAUCUGCACAUGCAUUCUACAAUGCAUAUGCAACAAAAGUUGGAUUUGUUAUCCGUGUAAGCAAGCUUUCAAGAUCAAGGCGUGAUGGAACAGCUAUAGGAAGAGCUCUUGUUUGUAACAAAGAAGGGUUUCGGAUGCCAGAUAAGCGUGAAAAAAUAGUAAGACAAAGGGUGGAAACAAGAGUUGGUUGUAGAGCAAUGGUUUUAGUUAGGAAAGUAAGCUCUGGAAAAUGGGUGAUUACAAAAUUCGUAAAAGAGCAUACUCAUCCAUUAACACCUGGAAAAGGGAGAAGGGAUUUGAUUUAUGACCAAUAUCCGAAUGAGCAUGAUAAGAUCAGGGAACUAUCACAACAGCUAGCAAUUGAGAAAAGAAGAUCAGCAACCUACAAAAGACAUUUGGAAAUGGUUUUUGAGCACAUUGAGGAACACAAUCAGUCAUUGUCAAAAAAGAUUCAAGAGAUUGUAAACAACGUGAGUGCAAUGGAGUCGAAAGAGAUUGAAACUCAUAGAUAGAUAAUAAGUUUGAAACUUCUUGUCUUUUUUGAUUGAGAAUAAGUCAAAUUUUUCAUCAUAUACAGGAAUGUUUAGAUGGUGUUGCUUCUUGAUUUGCAACUUACUCAUUUUAGAAAAUGUUUUUUUUUUUUUUUUUUUUUUUUUUUUUUACUUUCAUCUUUUGAAAGACUUGUGUACAAGUUGAAACCUUAUAUGGUAGUUAAAGGGGGUAAAUGCAAGAAAUAGCAACGUGUUUUUACUUUUGUUUGCUCUCGUAUUAAAUACUAUAUUUCUUAAUAUGUAUAAAA
This is a messenger RNA of Lactuca sativa (garden lettuce), 1264 nucleotides long. Its product is annotated as protein FAR1-RELATED SEQUENCE 1. NCBI's taxonomy places the organism in Eukaryota, Viridiplantae, Streptophyta, Magnoliopsida, Asterales, Asteraceae. The record is from RefSeq and is a predicted model, not a curated record.